Molecule: messenger RNA, 1707 nt
Organism: Fundulus heteroclitus (mummichog)
Lineage: Eukaryota; Metazoa; Chordata; Actinopteri; Cyprinodontiformes; Fundulidae
Product: rhomboid domain-containing protein 2
Exons: 1
Coding region: 139-1497 (452 amino acids)
Cellular component (GO): membrane
Molecular function (GO): serine-type endopeptidase activity
Source: RefSeq, a predicted model, not a curated record
GAAAGUUACUAAGCGGACCUUUCGUUCCCUCGUCGUUUUGAAGUAGCCGAGCAGCUUUUGCCGGGAGGGUCGACUGAACAACCGGAAGUUGUUUUUAUUCUAACAUUGCAUUAUCGCUGACUGUAAAGUGACUCUUUUAUGCGACCAGAAUAUGUUUUUUGGUGUGAACAUGAUACUUCCUGUUCCGGGUGUGUGAAGGCAGAGCACUGCUGCGCGCGUCAAACUGCAAACUUUCAGCUUUUUCUAGAUCCCUGCGCUGUUUUUUGUUGUUGUUGUUGUUGUUUUUUACUCCCCGAGAUGCAAACUAAAAACUUCAAUGACAUCUUCAGAGCGCUGAAGGAUCUCGCCCCCGUUCUCACCAGUGGGAAUCUCCUUGUGGUCCUUUCCUCCUGUGUUUGGUUUGCCGUCCAAACGCACCUCGGCCUGCCCCAGGAGAGCCUCAGCAUCGGCGCCACAGUUUUUCAAAGCGGCCACCUCCACCGCCUCCUCCUCUUCCCCCUCCACCACCGAAGCCUCCCCCAGCUCCUGCUCAGCGCCGCCGCUCUGCUGUUCCUGUGCGGCGGCGUGGAGAAGGGGCUCGGCACGGUUCGCUUCCUGUUCCUCCUCCUCCUGCUGGGAUCCACCACAGGUGUCUUCUACAGCUUCCUGGACCUCCUGCAGGACGCCAGCGUGCACACCGAGGGCCUGCUGCCAGUGGUCCUGGCCUGCGUGGCCCUGACCACCCUACACACGAAGAUGACCAAAGGUUUCCUGUGUGGGGUCAGUUUCCCCGUGGUGGCUCUCCCCUGGGUGCUCCUCGUCAUCUGCACCGCCCUGAUCCCUCGCAGCGUGCUCCUCUGCAACGUCAUCGCCAUCCUGGUGGGCUGGGUGUACGGGAAAGGCUGGCUGUCCCCUGUGGACAUGUCCGAGUCCAGGGCCGCCGUCCUGGAGAAGCUCCUGCCCUUUAGGUUUUUGAGGAGCAUGAGCGGGGUCCUGUUCGUCCCCGCGUCCUCGCAGGAGAGGAGGAGGACCCUGCUUCCGCAGAUAAAUCCCACACCUGGCUCGUACCCGGUCCAAGCUUAUGCACCGCUGCCCAGCAUCGCCACUGCUAACGCCACAGCUACAAUGUAUGAAGGCUGGCCACAGCUGGCCAGCUUGACACCACCUCACACUCCUUAUGGACACACAGCUGCUCACAAUGUGGGACACAUGGCUGCUCACAAAGUGGGACACAUGGCUGCUCACAAUGUGGGACACCUGGCUGCUCACAAAGUGGGACACAUGGCUGCUCACAAUGUGGGACACAUGGCUGCUCACAAUGUGGGACACAUGGCUGCUCACAAUGUGGGACACAUGGCUGCUCACAAAGUGGGACACAUGGCUGCUCACCAAAUGGGACACAAUCAUGGACAAAUUUCAGCUCAGAGUGUGGGACACAACCACGGACACUUCUCAGACCAAAGUGUGGGACAUGGCUGUUACGGUAACCACAGUCAUAACCACGGAGCUAAGCUGUAGCUGCGUUUUUGUAUCGUCUCGCUUAACGAGAUUUCUCCCACUUGUUGCUCCUUCCCGGCUUCACGCUGCUGCGUCUAAAGAUGGACUCUGCCAACACUGAGUUGGUUUUAACGUGUAAGCUUUUGUAAAAGUGGUGUUUCUGUGUACCGAUGGUUUUUUACGUUCUUUUGUAACUUUUUCCACUGCCAGUAAUAAAUCCAUAUUUUGAGA